Cornus florida is the source of this 777-nucleotide messenger RNA. RefSeq names its product late embryogenesis abundant protein 1-like. The record is from RefSeq and is a predicted model, not a curated record. The coding region runs from base 69 to 398 and encodes 109 amino acids. The transcript is spliced from 3 exons. Lineage: Eukaryota; Viridiplantae; Streptophyta; Magnoliopsida; Cornales; Cornaceae.
UUUUGAGAUCUAAGAAGCCAAAAAAGCAAAAAGUUACUUGUACCAUUUUCGUAAUUUUCGAAGGAAACAUGUCUACUGCUCAGUACAAUGCUGGACAAGCCCGUGGCAACGCUCAGGCCAAGACAGAAGAGUGGGUGCAGUCGGCCCAAAAUACAGCAAAUUCGGCCCAAAAUGCAACAAAUAGGGCCUGUGACAAUGUGGCAGACUCCAGGGACACGGCCCAACAGGAGAGGGAGCAGAAUCCUGGUUUCCUGCAGCAGACUGGAGAGCAAGUGAUGCACAUGGCUCAGGGUGCCAUAGACGGUGUGAAGAACACACUUGGAGUGGGUGCACCUCAUGGAUCUCAGGGAGCCCAAACAGCUCAGGAAGCUCUACCUGCAGCUCAAGACAAGAAGUGAAUGAAAGAAGAACCCGUUAUCAGAUGUGCGUGUGGGACCUAUUGCUUUUUAUUUUAGUUUUUUUAUUUUUUAUUUUUUAGGGUUUGUUGCUUCUGCCUAGCUCUCUCUGGGUAUAGGUGAAAUUUUUUAUUGUUGCUUGAGAUUUCUACUAAGAAGAGAAAUCUAAAUGUAAUAAAAGCUUUAGCAAUAAUGCUAAAGUGGGGUACUAUUGUAAUUUUUGUUUUAGGUAUUGUUAGGGUUUUGCUUCUACCUGAAAUGGUAUUAGUAAAACCAUCCAUUGAUGUCAGACUUUCUUUUUAGAAAGCUCUGGUCAAAUGUAAUAAAGCUUGACAAUAAAGCAUAUUAAAAUUAUGCAAUUGAGUUGGUCAUUUAUAUUUUA